Molecule: messenger RNA, 2180 nt
Organism: Nerophis ophidion (straightnose pipefish)
Lineage: Eukaryota; Metazoa; Chordata; Actinopteri; Syngnathiformes; Syngnathidae
Product: kelch repeat and BTB domain-containing protein 13
Exons: 1
Coding region: 186-1646 (486 amino acids)
Molecular function (GO): protein binding
Source: RefSeq, a predicted model, not a curated record
CCCUUCCACUUGACGCUUCCAAAGCAGCACAGCUGCUAUCUAUAGAGCGACUCUAUUUUCAGCCCAUGCAGACUGGUCGCAAUGGAACUCUCACAAACCGUUUGUUUACUGGUCACAAAUGGGGAUAAAUCUACACUCGAGUGACACAUUUUCCAAAGGGAUAAAAAAGACCCUUACUAAAGAUCAUGGACGAUCCCGAGGGACCACGAGUCUUUCAAGUGGAAAAUGCGUCCUUUGAUCUGGUUGAGAAAGAAGAGGCUGGCUGGGUGAGGGUGAAAGUGGAGGAGAGCUGGUUCACCGAGGAGAGGAUCUUUCUAGCGAGGCACAGCAACUACUUCUCUGCGCUCUUUCAGUCUGGGAUGCUUGAAAGUGAGCAGAAAGAGGUCUACCUUAAGGGCGGGGUGCAUGCAAGGGGUUUUCUUAUUGCCCUUGCUGUGUGCAAGGAAGAGAAUCCAACUAUCUGCGACCCGGACGAGCUCGUAGAUGCAGUGGAAUGUGCCGCUUUCCUGCAGGUGCCUUGUUUGACUGAUCAUCUGUGUGACAUCAUCGACUCGGACAACUGUCUCUUGCUUUACCAGGCAGCCCAUAUCUUCGGGCUGAAGGAACUCUUUCACGGCGCCGCUUUGUUCCUUUGCGAUACCUACGAGGACUUGAGAGAAACAGCAGAGGCAACAAUCCCUGAAGACCUGCUGCGGUAUUCCCAUUCGUUAUCCCCUGCGUCUUACAUUGCAAUCGGUACCCAUUCUCCCUCAAUGGAACAGCUCCGUGACAACUUCAGGAUCGUGUGUUACCUCGAUGAGAAGGAAGGAGAAUGGAAGCAUCUCACAAACCUCCCCACCCUCUGCAGCACGUCCAUGGCCGGCGUGGCGGUGCUGGACAACCGUUUGUACAUCGUAGGGGGAGUUUUUGGUUAUGGAAAGGACACGCUGGACGGUGGCUUCUGCUUUGACCCUGAAUCAGGGCUUUGGACCGCUCUUCCGGGACCGCAACAACCGAGGAAGGACUUUACUUUCUUGGGACAUGAAGGGCGACUGUAUGCCAUUGGUGGUGAGUUCCAGAAAAGAUGUGUGGCCACAGCGGAGUGUUAUGAUCCUCAGAAGGGCCAGUGGACUUUAAUACAACAAGCACCAAGGCCGGUAACAUCCGCCGCUUGUGCUGUUGCAAGGCGCCGGAUGUUUAUUUGCUUCUGGAAGUCACCUGACACCACAGACAUCUACGAGUAUACACCGCUUAAAGACGAGUGGAAACUCGCGACCACCUUGACCAGACAUCUAAGCUACGGCCACUGUAUGGUCGCCCACAGGGACAAUUUGUACGUGAUGCGCAAUGGGCCUUGCGACGACUUCCUCCGCUGUCUCAUGGACUGUUACAAUAUCACCACAGGACAAUGGACAGCCAUGCCUGGACACUACAUCAACAGCAAGGGGGCACUGUUCACCGCAAUGAUUAGGGGGGACUCUGCGUUCACUGUGAAACACAUGCUAACGCUUGAAUACACCAUCAGUGCACAAGAGUGGAAGCCCCGAAGGCAGAUGAAGGGUUUUCCAAAGAGUGGAUCACUUUGGACGUGUUUACUUAGGCUUCCCAAGACAAGACCAAUAGAACCACAGGUUGAUGCACAGGGGGAAAAAAGGAAAUGCCUUUGAAAGACGGGAAGGAGGGGUUUGUCGAUGAUAUUCUGUAGGAAUUUGCAAAUUGCAUAUUGUCAAACACUUGCUUAGCGGUAGCUGCUCUCUUGGAGAACUUGUUCAACCCAGCAGGUCUCUUUGUGUUCCUGGAGUGAUAUGUGGACAAUGUGUUUUAGCUUAUCCAGGAGUUAAGUAUGUCCAGGAUCCACUUCAGUCCUCAAACAUUUUUAUAGUUUUACAUCCUUGGGGAAGUAAUAGCUUACCGUUCUCGGGGGCGGCAGAUUUGGAAGGCUCUUCUGUGGGACAGGCGCAUGUUUGCUCGCUUUUCCAUUGACCAAGUCAUCUGUUCUGUCAUCUAGGAUGUUAAAAAGUAGGAUGUUAGUGAAUGUCAGUAAUACGAGCUUAGACUCCAUCAACUCAAAUAAACACACAGGAGAAAAUAAUAAGUAAUUUACGGAUGUCCCACAUCAGAGAGUGGAUAGUCAGACGGGGUCACAUUGAGUGGUUUUGAAACGCUUUGAUUUUCAGACUAAUAAAUACCGCCGUACCAGA